Molecule: messenger RNA, 1323 nt
Organism: Abrus precatorius (Indian licorice)
Lineage: Eukaryota; Viridiplantae; Streptophyta; Magnoliopsida; Fabales; Fabaceae
Product: 3-hydroxyisobutyryl-CoA hydrolase-like protein 1, mitochondrial
Exons: 14
Coding region: 60-1274 (404 amino acids)
Biological process (GO): L-valine catabolic process
Molecular function (GO): 3-hydroxyisobutyryl-CoA hydrolase activity
Source: RefSeq, a predicted model, not a curated record
UUAUUAUAUUGAUGGAGAGAAUAAAAAAGAGAGUGAAAGGUGGAAAGGAAUAACUAAGGAUGAUGCAGAGCAAAAGGGUAGUGUGGUGGUUCCUCAGAAAGGCAAGGCUCAGCCUUAACGCACACAGAAACCUCUCUGCUUCUCAACAUGUCAUUCUCGAUAACCACGAUCACAGUCAGGUUUUGGUCGAAGGAAGUGGUUCCUCCAGAAUGGCAAUUCUCAAUAGACCCUCUGCUCUUAAUGCUCUCAACACCUCUAUGGCGGUUAGACUGCAUAAACUUUAUAGGAGUUGGGAAGACAACCCUGAUAUUGGUUUUGUGAUGGUGAAGGGCAGUGGCCGGGCAUUUGCAGCUGGCGGAGAUAUUGUUGCCCUUUACCAUUUGAUAGACAAAGGGAACAUGGAAGCCUGUAAAGAAUUUUUUAGAACAAUAUAUAGUUUUAUAUACCUGAUAGGUACAUAUUUGAAGCCAAAUGUGGCUCUUCUGAAUGGCAUUACCAUGGGUGGUGGGGCAGGAAUUUCAAUCCCAGGGACUUUCCGGGUUGCAACAGACAAAACUAUUUUUGCUACUCCUGAAGUUCAUAUUGGAUUCCACCCUGAUGCUGCAGCAUCCUUUUACCUUUCACAUUUACCUGGUCACUUAGGAGAAUACUUGGCUCUAACAGGGGAAAAGCUCAAUGGAGUAGAGAUGGUUACCUGUGGGCUUGCUACACACUAUACACUAUGUGCAAGGCUUCCAUUAAUUGAAGAACAGCUGGGAAAAUUGGUAACUGAUGAUCCAUCCGUCAUUGAAACCACUUUAGAACAGUAUGGUGACCCUGUACACCCAGAUAACAAUAGUGUGCUACAAAGGAUUGAAACUCUAAAUAAAUGCUUUUGCCAUGACACAGUUGAAGAAAUUGUUGAUGCUUUGGAAAAUGCGGCAAGUAAAACAAAUGAUGCUUGGUGUAUUUCUACCCUAGAUAGGCUAAAAGAAGCUUCUCCAUUGAGCUUGAAGGUGUCCUUAAGAUCUAUACGAGAGGGUAGAUUUCAGACCCUUGAUCAGUGCCUUAUGCGUGAGUACCGUAUGACUUUACAAGCAAUAUCUAAGCAUAUAUCUGGGGACUUCUGUGAGGGAGUGAGGGCACGCGUGGUGGACAAGGACUUAACUCCAAAGUGGUAUCCUCCAACCUUGGAAAAGGUGUCUCAAGAUAUGGUGGAUCAGUACUUCUUACCUCUGAGUGAAGUGGAACCUGAUCUAGAGCUUCCUACAAAAAGUCGUGAAGCGUUUUUAUAGUUUCCCUAGGACAACUACAUAUACACCAUUGAAUUUGAUAUUUUGCAGG